This is a messenger RNA of Prorocentrum cordatum, 2247 nucleotides long. The record is from the annotation of a GenBank genome assembly. Lineage: Eukaryota; Dinophyceae; Prorocentrales; Prorocentraceae.
AUGACGAGCCUCGACGCGGGCCCGGGCGCUGCGCUCUCGCCGCUGCCGCCGCUGCGGCCGACGGGCCUGGGCUCCGUCCGCGCGCAGAGCAGCUGGGACCCAGCAGCCUGGCUCCGCGGGGCGCUGGCGGCGGAGCGGAAGGUGCUGGCGGAUGUGCUGUGGGAGCGGCACUCCGCGAUGCAGGCGGAGCUGGAGUGCCGGCUCGGUGCCCGCGCUGGGCGCGCCCGCUCGCCCGCCGAGGCGGGCGGCCCGGCGGGCAGCGGGCCGCCGCUGCCGGCGGGGGAGGCGCGCGGCGGCUCCGAGGGCCUGCUGCUGGCCCCGGCCGCGGGCCUCGACACCGAAGCGCCGCCGUCACCGUCCGAGCUGGCACCCGCCGGGCACGCGCGGAGGAAGAUCAGGCACAGGUCCAAGAUUCUGUCGGUGGCGCUGGGUGACGAGGAGCUAUUUCCCGGGAUGGCGAGCCCCUCGAGCUCUCACCGGCUGUGCCCUCCUGAAGGGGUCGUAAAGGACGACCAGGCGGGCACGCAGUCGACCAUGGUUGGGCCCGUGCGACUCCAAGACUGCGACGAGGGCGGGCCUUGCGAGGAAGAUCUGCGGUGGCCGCCUCCGAGCGGUGCCGUCGAGAACGAGGCGGUUUGCCCGCGCGUGCCGCCGCCGCUGCAGGAGCGUGGCCGCAGCAAGGACGUCGCGGGCGAGCUGGCUGGAGUGACCGCGUCUGGGGUCUUCGGAGGAGAGUCGACCAGCAGGAAAAAGUGCCUCAUGGAGGGCAGCUCCGAGUUGCUGUACCAGCUCGUGACGAACGCAAAGUUCGAGCUUUUCUUCUCAACGAUGAUCCUGCUGAACGCCGUGGUGGUAGCUUUUGCCGUGCAGUUCCGGGGCUUCGACGUCGGCUUCGAGCUGGGUUAUCGCUGGUACGAGAGGCCCGCCGUGGAGACCUGGCCCAUGGCGGAGUCGUCCUUCGAGGUCUGCGACUGGGUCUUCGGCAUUGCCUUCACAGUCGAGCUCGUUCUGAAGGCGCUCGGCAUGCGCCAGUACCCCCGCGCGUAUCUGACUGACUUGUGGAACUAUUUCGACUUUGCUAUGGUCGUCCUCUUCUACAUCGACGCUCUCGGCGUGACGCCCGUGAAGGCAAGGGUCCUGCGCGUGAUCCGCAUGGUCCGCUUCGCGCGGCUGGUGAAGCUCCUCAGGGCGACCGACGGUUUUGAGGCUCUCUACCUUAUGGUCACUGCGAUGAAGGGAAGCCUGGGAGCACUGGCAUCGUCAUGCGUGAUCCUGGUCCUCCUCCAGAUGCUGGUCGCCUUCUUAAUCAAUCAGGUUUUGUACACGUUUUAUUUCGACAACGAGUCUUACGAUUUGGAUGAGAGGCAAGAGGUAUUUGCUUAUUUCGGCACUUUCUCGAGGUCGAUGCUAUCGAUGUUCGAGAUGACGCUGGCUAAUUGGCCGCCGAUUUGCCGGUUACUCCAAGAGAGUGUGAACGAGUGGUUCAUUUUGUUCUGCGUCGUGCAUAAACUGACAAUCGGUUUCGCGGUCAUCGGCGUCAUCAAUGGCGUUCUUGUCCAGGAGACAUUCAAGGUCGCGUCGACCGACGACCACCUCAUGAUCUUCCAGAGGGAGCGCGCCGUCCGCCUACACAAGCAGAAGAUGCUGCGCCUCUUCCGCGCAGCAGACGAUACCGGCGAUGGGCUGCUCGACAUAAAGGAGUUCAGCAGCGCCAUGGGGGACAGGGACGUUCAGAUGUGGAUGGCCUCCAUGGAGCUCGACGUCAGCGAUGCGCCCAGGGUGUUCUCCCUCGUGGACAAGGACGGCGACGGCGUGCUGACCCCAGAGGAGCUCGCGCGAGGCGUGGCCUCGCUGAAGGGCGCGGCGAGAAGCAUCGACCUGCAGAUCCUGCGGAAGGAGCUGGAGUCUCUGCGCACGUUCAUCCCGAUGGUCCUCAGGCUACGCGGCGGCCCCGCCAGCGCACGGCGCCGAGCCAGGGCUGACCAGCGGGCCCAGCGCCGGCAGUAUCACAGCUCCAUCGCCAGCGGCGGCCUCUCGGGCGGCCUCGGCGCCGUGGUGGGCCGCCGCAGGCGGCGCCCGAGCACAGGCAACACGCUCUUCGGCACCCCCGCCGCCGGCAUGGCCCCGAAGCUCGGCCAGCGCUCGGCGGGCAAGUUUCUCGACGCCCAGGCGGCACCCCGGGCGCCCACGGCGCGCCGGUGGAGCUUGCCACAGAUGCCCCGGUUCUCCGCCAUACGCCGUGGGUGA